This is a messenger RNA of Arvicola amphibius (Eurasian water vole), 768 nucleotides long. Its product is annotated as probable ATP-dependent RNA helicase ddx52. The coding region runs from base 135 to 626 and encodes 163 amino acids. The record is from RefSeq and is a predicted model, not a curated record. The transcript has 4 exons. Lineage: Eukaryota; Metazoa; Chordata; Mammalia; Rodentia; Cricetidae.
CUUCGUUCCAGCGAAAGAAGUCUUCACCCAAAUCUCAUUCCAAAGAUUUAUUGGGAGGGAAGAAUCCAGGAAAGAGGCUACCUCUGCCAGAGUGGGAAAAGGCAGCUCCCAACUGAACAGGUGUGUGCUAUACCAUGCUUUAUAACCAAGAACGAAGCCCAUCUCCAACAGAUCAGGCUGAAGUUGGUAGACAAUUGGGCCCAUUUCUGUUUGUCGAUGAAGAUGGUUUCGUGCCUGAAGAAUAUGUGAACUUAAUUCCAGAAAACUUGAUCCCUAUGGCUUUGGAAGCAGAAAUGGAAGGACAACUAGUAGUGGAGGAUGGGGAUGAGAUCAUUUGGUUUCAUGUACAGCACAUGGAUUUUGAUGAGGAGGAGGAGGAGGAGAAUCAGGCCGAGGUCAUGGAAGAAGACAAUGGCUGGGUUCACAAUGUGGAAGAGAAUAAUGAAGAUGAUGAUGAAGCUAAUCAUGAGCAUACUGAAAUCAUCACAGGCACUGGAAGUGACCAUAUGUAUGAACGCUCCCAUGAUGAGACCAAAGAAGCUGCAGUUGCAGGGAAAGUUGCGGCUGAAAAUGAAAGCCAGGAGGAGGAAGAUGACAAUACAAACUCAACUGAAAACAAAGACUAGAAUCCAGCUUGAAGGCAUAGAGAGGAAAUACAGAAAGACAGAAACACGUGAAGAUUUUAUCAACACAGAUUGUGGUUCAAAGUUCAUCACCCUUUUAAGUUAACCUUAUCGUCAUCUGAUUGUCUUACUGUAUUGGUUUCCU